AUGGCGCACCCCGCCCGGGCCGAGUUCGAUGCGCCGAUUGCCAAGGCAAAUGCCGCGAGCACCGUGGUGGCGGAAAAAUCUUCGGUCGCUGACGGAGAGGCCAAUGAGGCAUCGGACGACAUAGGGGGGGACAAGACGAUCAUCGUCAACGGCCGGCGUCUGCCCCUGUGCGGAGGCGCCGAAAUGGGCGAUCUGCUCGGUCAUCAGCCGUCUUCCGGCCUAUUCCCUGAUCCUGCGCACCGCACCGGGAGCGAUGCCGCCCGCACCCCGAAGGUUCCGGUCGGUUCGCCGCCGCCUGUCUUGGGCAAGACCCGUUUCGGCAUGACGAUGGGCGGUGAUAUCGCGCUACCGGGCGGCGACCCGUCCGUGGCGAUCGAGGCGGGGGCGCUGCCGGGCGGAGCGCGAUCCUAUGGCUGGCGCGUUGUCGGCCGAUCAUGCGGCGGCGCUGAACUGUCUGCAGAUGUUUUGCGGCGCGAGCGAAUUGACGCAGGCGCCCCGCAUGUCGGCGACGGCGCGCGAUCCGUACACGGCCGCCGCCGAAUAUGCGAUGCGCGAUACCUCGCCGCCCAAGGGUUCGCCCUGUUCGAUCAGGGGCGCUGCGGAGGCAUUGCCCUGUUUCCGGAUGCGGUACGUCGGCUCACCGAUCAUAAUGGCGGCGAUGAGGCGGCGCUGUUUGUCGCCAAAUUGCUGCUGGCGGGCUUUGGCGACGGUGAUGAGAAUGAUCGCGCGAUAAAGUCGCUGAAACGCGCGGCGCUGACCAAUUAUGUCGAGCGGCUGCACUGA
Acanthosepion pharaonis is the source of this 783-nucleotide messenger RNA. The record is from the annotation of a GenBank genome assembly. NCBI's taxonomy places the organism in Eukaryota, Metazoa, Mollusca, Cephalopoda, Sepiida, Sepiidae.